Messenger RNA from Drosophila elegans, 4315 nucleotides. RefSeq names its product cullin-3-A (gene Cul3). Lineage: Eukaryota; Metazoa; Arthropoda; Insecta; Diptera; Drosophilidae. Gene Ontology annotation, molecular function: ubiquitin protein ligase binding. Gene Ontology annotation, cellular component: Cul3-RING ubiquitin ligase complex. The coding region runs from base 395 to 3211 and encodes 938 amino acids. Gene Ontology annotation, biological process: ubiquitin-dependent protein catabolic process; protein ubiquitination. The transcript has 10 exons. The record is from RefSeq and is a predicted model, not a curated record.
GUUACAACGAAUUCAAUCGUAGUUUUCGAGAAAUUAUUGUUCCCCAACAGCACACACGAAAAGUCUGUAAACAUCUGUAUGUGGAGAGCAGGGUGAAGGGCGAGACCCGAAACGCGAGAAGAACUCUGGCCGGAGCAAGGAGCACAGCGGAGGAGGAGGAGCAGCAGCAGCAGCAGCGGAAGAGGAGCACCGCGCGCGCGCAUGUGUCAUAGAAGCCGUCACCAUUAAGUCGUCAAACGAAAGUCGGUCCCGCAAGGCACCGGCCUCAGCAGCGGGCCAUCAUUCAGCCCGUCGCUCUCUGGCGCUCAGCGAGGAUCAGAGGAGGAGCCAUCACCACCAUCACCGCCGAGGAGACAGGACAAGGGAGGAGGAGCUGGACCAGCGUAGCCGACCCAUGCACGGCCGCGAUCCCCGCCAGCAGCAGCCGGAGCCACUGAACAACCUCAACGCCCAUGGUCGCUACCACAAUCGCAUGGUGGCCGGCUCUAACAACUUCGAUGGCGCAAACGUGGGCAAUGUGAGCGCCAGUGCGACAUCCCAGAUCGCCAGGCAGGAGCUUCUGGGACGGCAACAGACGCGCAAUUUGGACAUCAACGAGCCCACCGAACCCUUAACACAGCACCAGCGUCUGUUGGCCCAGCGUCGUUUGGAAACUCAGGGAUUGCUUGCCCUCCAGCAGCGCAACUAUGUUGUUUCCGGCGGAAGGAUUCGAUCGCGGACGGACAGCAGAGUUACUCCCACUACCGCUCCUGCAACUGCACCUCCGCCUAUUGCCAUGCCAGCUCCAGUUCCUGCUGCUCCCGCUACCGUAAAAACUACACCCACGGCUACGCCCACCGCUCCACCAACCCCCGAAUCAGUGAUCCUAGAAGAUAUGCAAAAACGCAUUCAAGAAAUUGGACGGAAGUAUCCACUCUGGCUACCCGAGUACAAGCGAACGGCUUUUAAUGCCUCCAUGGACGAGAAGUACGUGGAGACCAUUUGGGCCAGUUUGAAGAACGCCAUCCAGGAGAUACAGAAGAAGAACAACUCGGGACUGUCGUUUGAGCAGCUCUACCGGAAUGCGUACAACAUGGUGCUGCACAAGCACGGCAACAGACUGUAUUACGGCCUCAGGGAGGUCGUCUCCGAGCACCUGGAGCACAAGGUGCGGACGGACGUGCUGGAGGCACUUCACAGCAACUUUCUGCCCAAGCUCAACCAGGCCUGGACGGACCACCAGACAUCCAUGGUGAUGAUACGCGACAUACUCAUGUACAUGGACAGGGUCUAUGUGCAGCAGCGUGAGGUGGACAAUGUAUACAAUCUGGGAUUGAUUUUGUUCAGGGAUCAGGUGGUUCGCUAUUCGGAGAUCCAAAAGGCACUGCGGGAGAAACUGCUUGGCAUGGUGAUGGAGGAGCGACAUGGCGAACCCAUUAACCAUCUGGCGAUCAAGAACGCUUGCAGCAUGCUGAUCACACUGGGCAUCAACUCGCGCACUGUCUACGAGGAGGACUUUGAGAAGCCCUUCCUGGCCCAGUCGGCGGCAUUUUACAAAUUCGAGUCGCAGAACUUUCUUGCCGAGAACAACGCUGGCGUUUACAUCAAGAAAGUUGAGGCGCGCAUCACGGAGGAAUCCUCACGGGCGGCACUCUAUCUGGACAAGGACACAGAGCCGCGCAUCGUGCGCGUCGUCGAGGAGGAGCUGAUCAAAAAGCACAUGCGCCCCAUUGUCGAAAUGGAGAACUCGGGCGUGGUGUACAUGAUCAAGAACUCGAAGACCGAGGAUCUGGCCUGCACAUACAAGCUCUUCUCGCGCCUGAAGGAGGAGGGUCUCAAGGUGAUAGCGGACACCAUGUCGGCAUAUCUGCGGGAGCAGGGACGCAUGCUGGUCAAGGAGGAGGAAAACGGCAACACGAAUCCCAUCACAUUCGUGCAGAACUUGCUGGAUCUCAAGGAUCGGUUCGAUCAGUUUCUGGUGCACUCGUUCGCCAACGAUCGCAUCUUCAAGAACGUCAUCUCAUCCGAUUUCGAGCAUUUCUUGAACCUGAACAACAAAUCGCCGGAGUAUCUAUCGCUUUUCAUCGAUGACAAACUGAAAAAGGGCGGCAAGGGAAUGAGCGAGCAGGAAAUUGAGUCCAUCUUGGAUAAAACAAUGGUGCUCUUCCGUUUUCUAUUGGAGAAAGAUGUCUUUGAGCGCUAUUACAAGACGCAUUUAGCCAAGCGAUUGCUGCUAAACAAAUCAGUCUCAGAUGAUUUCGAAAAGAACAUGAUAUCCAAACUAAAGACUGAAUGCGGCUGUCAAUUCACCUCGAAGCUAGAGGGCAUGUUUAAGGACAUGUCGGUCUCCAAUACGAUCAUGGAUGAGUUCAAGAGCUAUGUAAAUAAUAACAAUUUAUCUCUGGGCGGUGUUGAGUUAACGGUACGCAUACUAACCACCGGCUUCUGGCCCACGCAGACAGCAACUCCCAACUGCAACAUACCUGCCGCACCCCGCGAAGCCUUUGACAUUUUCAAGAACUUCUAUCUGAACAAGCACUCAGGGCGUCAGUUGACGUUACAGCCACAAAUGGGAACCGCCUAUAUAAACGCUGUGUUUUAUGGCCGCAAAGCAGCCGAAAGUGAAAAAGAUAAGGAUGCACCCAGUUCCAGUUCGAGCGGCUGUGCAGUGCCCACCACCACACGCAAGCACAUUCUGCAAGUGUCCACCUACCAGAUGUGCGUGCUACUGCUAUUUAACAACCGCGACGUGCUCACCUACGAUGACAUCCACCAGGAGACGGACAUACCGGAACGGGAGCUGGUGCGAGCCCUGCAAUCGCUGUCCAUGGGCAAACCCGCUCAGCGUUUGCUGGUGCGCAAUUCCAAGACGAAAACUAAGGACAUCGAGCCCACGGAUGAGUUCUAUGUGAACGAUGCCUUUGUCUCCAAGUUCCACAGGGUUAAGAUCCAAACUGUGGCCGCCAAGGGCGAGUCGGAGCCAGAGCGCAAAGAGACGCGCGGCAAGGUCGACGAGGAUCGUAAGCAUGAGAUCGAAGCGGCCAUUGUGCGCAUCAUGAAGGCGCGCAAGCGCAUGGCUCACAACUUGCUGGUGUCGGACGUGACGUCGCAGCUGAAGUCGCGCUUCUUGCCCUCGCCCGUGUUUAUCAAGAAGCGCAUCGAGGGUCUAAUCGAGCGCGAGUAUCUGCAGCGAUCACCCGAGGAUCGGAAAGUUUACAACUACUUGGCAUAAGCGGCUAAUGCGGAGCAGUAGCAGUAGCAGUAGCAGCAUCUCGAUCCGAAUUCGGACCACCACUCAUCUUCAAAACCGCCAGGGCUAGCACACUGAAAACGAAUUCCGAGUCUCGGAUAGCGCAUGCGAAUGAUAUUUUUGACCACGACCAUAGAUGACCGCCAGCCAAUAACCCAAAAGCAUUAUUAUACCAAUAUUAGUACGCCCCCCCCCGAAUUGUGAAAUUUCGAUUCGCAAAAAAACCCAUUUUGUAAGCCUGACAUUCAAAAUUGAUCAGUUUAAAAUGCUAUUGGAUAAGACAAGCCUCACACCAUAAUUAUUAUCCCUCUAAUAUAUUUCUUGAUAUUCUCUAACCACUGUUUUACCGGUCAUUUCUUUGCGCAUAGCAAGUGUAUAGCAGUAUGCCCAGCCCACACACACAUCUGCACACCCAAUUCAGAGCCACACCCACAUCAUUAUCCACCCACAUGAAUCGUACGCAAAGCAAGAUAAGAGAAAUAAUGCAUAAUGCAAGCACUAGUUGUAAGCAGAUGAGUAAAAGGUAAAGAAGCAAACAACAGAAAUAAAAGCAAAAAAAAAAAAAAGAAUAUUAAUAACUAUAAAUAUAGCUAAAAUAAUAAAUUUAUAAAUGAAUUAUUAAAUUUAGUGAGCGUUUGAUGAUGUACAUUUAUACGUCUGACCCAAAUCCAAUUCCCAAUUCCUUUGCUAAAACAUUCAAGCCACCUUUUGAGAUUGAUGUGAACAUAAGACAUAAAGAUUGCAAUGUGAUUUGUUCAUUAUUCCUAUCUUUAUUUUUGUGUACGCCCAAAGCAAGUGUUUAACGUGCAGUGAUUACUAUAAUCUGUAUCUGUAUGAAAGUUGUUUUAUCUAUUAGUUGAUAUGCGGAUUCAAUUCCAAGUAUAUAGGCAACAGUUCUGUAAUGGAUUUGAAUUAAGUAGGACACAAAAAAGAAUUCAUUUUGAAUAAAACACGAGAGAAACAAUUUAACGCCGAACAAAAGCAUGAAAACGGAAGCAAACGCGAUCUAAAUAUUGUAAAUACAUUUUUGUUCUUACGUAUGAAAAAUCGAUAUAAAUAAAACGUAUAAUGAGCGUUAACAUUUAA